AUGGGGAAGAAGAUGCAGGCAGAAAAUGCUGCUGGAACAUCUUCGACCUGCUUCUUCAAUUUCAUCUUUUUCCCGCCAAUCCAUCAUCUCUGUGCAUCAAUCUGUUCUGGUGAUAAUUUUUCUCAUGCUCGAACAUCUGCAUCUGAAGAUGACGUGGUGAUUGUGGCUGCAUACCGAACUGCAAUCUGUAAAGCAAAGCGUGGGGGCUUCAAGGAUACCCUUCCAGAUGAUCUCCUUGCCUCUGCUUUGAGGGCUGUAAUAGAAAAAACAAAUGUGCACCCAAGUGAAGUAGGAGACAUAGUUGUUGGCACCAUAAUUGCACCAGGAUCAGAACGAGCAAUUGAGUGCAGGAUGGCCGCCUUCUAUGCUGGCUUCCCUGAUACAACGCCACUCAGGACUGUCAAUAGGCAAUGUUCAUCGGGACUUCAGGCAGUUGCUGAUGUUGCUGCUUAUAUAAAAGCUGGUUUUUAUGACAUAGGAAUCGGAGCUGGAUUAGAGUGUAUGUCUCGAGAUAAUAUUACUAGGCUUAGUAAAAACAACCCAAAGUUGGAAACUUUUGAACAAGCUCGGGAUUGUCUUCUUCCUAUGGGAAUUACUUCUGAGAAUGUUGCACUGCGUUUUGGUGUCACAAGGCAGCAGCAGGACGAGGCUGCUGCUGAGUCUCACAAGCGUGCUGCUGCUGCAACAGCAUCUGGUAAAUUCAAAGAAGAAAUCAUUCCAGUUUCUACAAAGUUUUUGUAAAAAGUGGGGAGGAGGAGAAUAUUAUAGUUUCUGUUGAUGAUGGCAUCCGGCCAAAUACAAAUUUGACAGACUUGGCAAAACUAAAGCCUGCCUUCCAGAAGGAUGGAUCCACAACUGCAGGUAAUGCAAGCCAAGUCAGUGACGGUGCUGCUGCGGUUCUCCUCAUGAAAAGAAGAGUGGCGGUGCAGAAGGGACUGCCUAUUCUUGGCAUAUUCAGGGCAUAUGAGGAUGCUUCAGCCGUGAGGGAGAGGCUCGUGGACAACGCAAUAGAGAGGGAAGACUUGCGAUUGACGGCACCAUUGAAGAUGCAAACUAAGAUGAGAUUGACGCAUGCAACAGUGAUGAAAAACUAAGGCUACAGAUUCUAAGGGGAUUGACUGUGGAAGGCGAGUCUGAAGAGUGCUUUUUGAGACGACUGUGGAAGGCAAAUUAAAAGAGGUUUGAAUGAAUAAUUCUCCUUGUUGCCACUUGUCAAAAAAAGAAUCUUAUAUCACUUGUAAAAAGAAUUAUUGAAUAUAAUACGCAUAUUGCUUUUCCUCCUCACACAUCCUUUGCUUUUAUCACUUGUAAUUUAGGAUCCAUGUUUUAAAGUCAUGUGGAUGACCAAUGUGGGAUUUUAAUCUUAAUGAAGGAGGCACUUUUACCA
Prosopis cineraria is the source of this 1387-nucleotide messenger RNA. Its product is annotated as 3-ketoacyl CoA thiolase 1, peroxisomal-like. Gene Ontology annotation, molecular function: acetyl-CoA C-acyltransferase activity. NCBI's taxonomy places the organism in Eukaryota, Viridiplantae, Streptophyta, Magnoliopsida, Fabales, Fabaceae. Gene Ontology annotation, cellular component: peroxisome. Bases 1 to 741 code for a protein of 246 amino acids. The transcript has 13 exons. The record is from RefSeq and is a predicted model, not a curated record. Gene Ontology annotation, biological process: fatty acid beta-oxidation; phenylacetate catabolic process.